UUUAAAUCAAACGACCUAUCUUGCCGAAAUGGUAUCCUGCAGAUGAAGGUGACUAUAAACUGCAUAUAGAUGAGGCAGCAAAAGGGAACCCAAGACCGGCUGAAAUGAAAUCAACCAAUGAUAUCGUUUAUAUUUGAACUCCUUAAGCAUCAUCAUUGGAUAAAGUCCAGGAUACGAGAACACAACAUCGCUGGUGCCUGGUGUGUAUGGAUAAGUAUUAGUGUCGCUGUCUUUGCUCAAUUAGUUCUGCUCUGUUUUGGUUGAAAUCACAUAUAGAUAUAUUUCAGGGCCGACGAGGAAAAACAAAUCUCAUAUUUUGUGUGAUUCUGCAUCAUUGGGUGUACUCCAGACCAGAGUGUAUUUGCUUCGCAGCUUCUCUUCCUUGUCGUACUGCGUGAUUUCUUUCACACACAAAAAAAAAAAAACAAAAACAAGACAAAAAACGAUUGAUGGUUAUCUCUCCUGCAUCUCUCCUAUUCAUUCGAUUCAACCAAGAUAUUUUCUUCCGAGUUCUUAUCGACAAACGCAAUGGCUACUCUCCUUCUCCUUCCUGCUCACUCUCUCAAGAGAUGUAGUUCCUCUACUCACAAUCAAAUUUGAUUCCCUAGUUCAUGGCCUCUAUGUAUUAGUUCGCUUGAAUUUCUGUUUUUUCUGUUCUGGGUUCUUUUUGAUACUUGAUAGAAAUAAUCAAUUCAAGCAUCAGGGCUUCCUUGACGCGCCACAUGGGAUUGGGCCUGUUUUGCCAAGCGAUAGUACGGAAUUCCGGGCAAGAAGGCAAAUGGAAUCUCGAUCACAAUCACAGUCGCUAUUGGAUCUGAUUGCACAGUCUCUCAAUGGCCGAUACUCCCUCUUGGCACGCCAAGAGCUCGACGGAUUGCCUGAUAAUUUCACCAUUACUGACCCAAGUAUCUGCGGUCACCCAAUUAUCUACGCAAGCCUCGGCUUCUUGAAGAUGCUGGGCUACUCAAAAGACGAAGUGAUCGGCAAGAAUGGGCGCAUAUUUCAGGGUCCUAAAACCAAUCGCCGCUCGGUGUUGGAAAUACGAGAGGCAAUUCGCGAGGAGAGGACUUUACAGAUCAAUUUGUUGAAUUAUCGCAAAGACGGGACGCCGUUUUGGAUGUUGUUUCACAUGAGUCCUGUUUUUGGCAAGGAAGACGGGAGGGUGAUUCAUUUCGUGGCGGUUCAGGUGCCCAUAACGGGGAGACACAAGAAAAAUGGGUUGACCUUGAGUGAGAGUGGGCGUGGUUUUCUUGACAAUGUGUUCGGGUCGUGUAGGAGGGAGGUCUGCUCGGAUACUCUAGUGGAAUUGGAUCGUGUUUUGGCAUUGGAUUCUGCAUUGCAUCCUGAAGCCAGAGCAGUUUCUGGUUUAAGUUGGAUUUUGAAUCUGCAUCUAACAGUAUCAGAAAUUGAAGAGCUUUGUGAGGCAAAUGAUCUAGAGAAGCAAAGAGCUACAAAUUCCGUAAACAAUAUCUUGUCUGUGCUAACCCGUUGUAGCGAGUUUACUGGCCAAAUGGUGUGUGGAAAGAGAUGCACCUUACGUGGGGCUGGCCUUCUCUGUUCAUCCUUAAAUAUAUCUCUUGGUAGAAUCAAACAAAGCUUUGUAUUGAUCAAUCCACACCUACCUGAGAUGCCUAUAGUUUAUGCAAGUGAUGCCUUCUUAAAGUUGACAGGAUAUGAUAGACAUGAAGUUUUGGAGCGCAAUUGGAGAUUUUUAAAUGGGAUAAAGGAUAGCAUUCGAACAGAAUGUGCAUGCACAGUACGUAUCUUAAAUUACAGGAAGGACAGUAGUUCAUUUUGGAAUCUUCUGCACAUAUCACCUGUUCGCAAUGCUUCUGGCAAGAAACUAGCAUCCGUAUCAAUUCCGGUGACAAAACGUACUACAGUGCCUAUGCCCCAGCGUCUCACAUCAACUCAGUUAGGAGACGAAACGUAAAAACACACAAGGGGAGUCCGAAACCCGUGAUCGCCCCCUAGGCUUAUCAUCAAGCAAAUCAUCUUCCCCAAUAUCAAAAGCUUAAAUCUUAAAAUCUAAACACUAAAUCUUAAUUUUUAAACUCUAAUAUAUCAUUCAAACUAUGAUUUAACAUGAUUAUCACGCGGGUGCAGUUAGGUGGGAUAAGUACGAUAUCAAUUAUUGGGAUUCGUAUAAUUACUGUUAUCCUUUUGGGUUGGGGGCUGGGUGAAGAAAAUCCCACUCGUCAACCUAUGCUUUUAAGAUAAAUGUUUACGGGCCCACAAAUGCCAACGUGUCAACUCUGCAUGAUAUUUGUUGUCCACGCUGGAAUUCCUAGUAAGUAGCAACGCUGUGUCGCUGUCUGUCUGGGUCGAGGUUCAGUAAUUUCUCUCUUCUUCUCUCAACCUUCUUUCUUUUCUAUUUUUUUUAAUUCCAGAAAAUAUUUUGAUGUUUGGUCAGAAUUAGUGUAAUUUUGGCACUGUCAAACAAAAAGCUUUUCCCAUACGUGAAUCAAUGUAAUUUGAAGCCAGAGAAUAGAUUAUAAUAAGAAAUAUUUGCUCAAAAGUAGUAUAAGGUAGUCACUACAAAAACAGGGCAACUAGUACAAGAUUCUUUUCUUUUUUUUUUCUUUUUCUUUUUCUGUUUCCUUCUGUUUUGUCUUCUCGGUGGACGAAAUCCAUCUUCGAUUGGGCAGUAAUGGAAGUCAAGCAGUUGGU
Molecule: messenger RNA, 2670 nt
Organism: Tripterygium wilfordii
Lineage: Eukaryota; Viridiplantae; Streptophyta; Magnoliopsida; Celastrales; Celastraceae
Product: protein TWIN LOV 1
Exons: 8
Coding region: 779-1933 (384 amino acids)
Cellular component (GO): nucleus
Source: RefSeq, a predicted model, not a curated record